Molecule: messenger RNA, 2520 nt
Organism: Cryptomeria japonica (Japanese cedar)
Lineage: Eukaryota; Viridiplantae; Streptophyta; Pinopsida; Cupressales; Cupressaceae
Product: RING-H2 finger protein ATL52
Exons: 2
Coding region: 731-1909 (392 amino acids)
Biological process (GO): protein ubiquitination
Molecular function (GO): transferase activity
Source: RefSeq, a predicted model, not a curated record
AUGCUUUUUUGACUUUCAAAAUCAAAAUCAGAUCCUCUUCAUACAAGGCGUACAUAUACAGUUACAGAUGAAGGAUGAAGAAUUCAUCAUCUUCCUGUAUCUGUAACUGUAUAUGUGGGUGCCACUGAAUUCAACAGUUAUGGAAUCAAUAUAUCUAAACCCACUUCACACUAUGCAGUGAUUCAAUUUGUAAAUUUUCAAUUUACUACAGUUCGUCCUACACUUUUUUGCCCUUUCUAUUUUGGACCAGGUUUGGUCAAAAUCUUCAGAGUUAAAUUCGCCUCUGUCCUUUCAAUUCUUCAUUGGAUCUUUCUUACGUGUCAAAAAUAUUAAUUUAGAAAUUUCAAUUUCCAUCCUGAUCAUUGACCUUUAUAUUCUAUAAACAAAAAGAUCAUGGUCUGUUGAUUUGGGUCCUGGAAAUCUGCAUUGGGUUCUUGCGAGCAAUCUGAUGAUUUGCCUAAACAUUUUGUGAUCUUACAGUUUUGUAUUGGAUUGUCCUGAAAAAUGUCUGGCCUGGUGAUUUUUCCAUCCUAUAGAAAUUCCUUGAAUUGAUAUGAUUAUCCGUUGGCAUGGAGGAGCCCAGAUAAUCCGCAGUAAAUUGGACUUUCACAUUUUGGUCUUUCUCCUUGUCACAGAUUGAUUUGUUCUUCACACUGCAGAAGGAGAAAUGUGUUCGUAGGAUUUAAGUGCUUAAAGAAAUCUUUAAACUCAUUUUGCAGAGAAGACGCAAAUGAGUUAUCCUUCCAUCCCCACUGCACCAAAUGACUAUCCGCCUUUCUUCACCCUUACUCCACCUCCUCCAACUCUGCCGACAAGGCAAUCAGAUCCUAACUUCUCUCCUCUGAUUAUAGCCCUGAUAGGAAUCCUAGCCAGCGCCUUCUUGCUGGUAAGUUACUACACUGUAAUAUCCAAAUAUUGCACAAAGUGGGAGGUACUCAGACCCAGAAGACGAAGCGAUCAAGAGACUGAUCCUUUUCCUGUGACUGAAGAUUCAUGGCCUGUCAUGAACAAUGGCCUUGAGGAGUCUGUCAUUAGAUCCAUACCUGUUUUCAAAUAUAAGGCAGGGGAUGGAUUUGUUGAUGACACUGAAUGUGCAGUCUGCUUAAGUGAAUUUCAGGAAAAUGAAACCCUCAGGCUUCUUCCCAAAUGCACUCAUGCCUUCCAUGUUCCUUGCAUUGAUAUGUGGCUCAGUUCUCAUUCAAAUUGCCCUCUUUGCCGUGCUAAUAUUGUAAGCCCUGCAGUUUCCCCAAUACAAGAAACUGUUACUGAAGAGAAUUCUGAUUCGACAGUUGACUCUCCAUCUCGGGAAGCUUCAGAAAAUGAAACUGUUAGAGAAAGCUCAGAAGAAGAAUCAGCACAGGAAAUGGGCCUUGAGGCUCCUCCUUCUCUGAUGGCCAUUUCACAUAUACGAGCAGAGAGUGAUUUCAUUAUCAAAUAUGGAAGAAAUGACAGCCUCUCUCAAUCUAGCAAACUUCAUCUAUCUGAAAUCCAGCAGCAUCAAGCAAUGAAGAGGUCCUAUUCUGUGGAUUCAUGCCAAAAACUCCCUGUAUUAAUCACCGAUCUUCUUGCAAUUCAUCUGGCCCUGGAAGAUGGAAAGUUGAAGGGGUUUUCCAGUGCAAAUGAUGGAGGGGUUGGGGUUUCAAGCAGUGUUGACCUUGAAGAUGGAAAUUCAAGAACCUUUUGCAGUGUGGAAGAAGCACAAGUUGGUGCUUCAUCCAGUGUGCAAUCUUCCAGUCCAGCACUGGAACACAAUAUGGCUACAGAGAUGUCUUGUGCAUCUUUAAAGGCCUUGAACAAGCAAUAUGGUGGUGAUAGAAACAAAUCAACCAUGAAGAGAUCCUUCUCUGGGGGAAAAUUCUUCUUUUUCAGAAACAGCAGGGGAAGGAAUACUCCCAUCCUUCCCACAUGAAGAUAUGUAGGUUUGUCCAGCUUUAUGGUGCAGAACUAUUUUGACUUUUAGAGGUAUGUUUCAAUAUGUUUGGAUAAUUAAUUUGUUGAAACUCUCUGAUGCUUGUAUUCAACAAGGCAAAAAGCUGUAUCUGAGCUACUUUCUGGAGGAUAUGACACUCAAGUGUGGUCUAUUGAGAUUGCUUCAAACCCUGGAGUUCAUCCAGGUUAUCGUGGUUGUUUUCUUUUGGCUAUAAAUUCCUUAAAAAAUGAAUUGGCUAUAUCCUCCUAUGGUUUGAUUGGGGAAGUGUUCGACUUUUCCAAGUUCUGUAAGAUUUUGGGAUCUCUCUUGAGAUAGUUGCAGCAAUUCAAAUGACUACUGGUCAUGCUUGGCAUUCCUGCACAGGAAGCCUUCCUAUUGAGACAUUCUUGGUCAAGCUUUAUUAGGUUUUUCCUAUAGAAUGUUUAGCCGGCAUGGUAUAUUGAAACUUGUAUUUUCUGUCCAGAGGUUUAGUAAUUCAUAUUGCAAUCUUAGAUGUUCAGAUUGGUAUUUUUAUUUUCCAUAAUUCAGGACAUGAAUUCCCUGUAUAUUUGGUUCCAAAUAUUAACGACUUAUAAUCUCUUAACAAACUA